AUGUUUGUUUUCAGUUUAACUAAAUCCUUCAAACGUUUGCCUACUGGUGGUAGUUGUAUUUCAAAUACGCCGAGUAAUGGCUAUGUUGCUCGUUAUACAACACAAAAGAGCUUUUUCAAUCGGAAACAAGAACUUGUUAAGUUUAAAAAUGCAUUUAGUGCUCCUGAUCCAAAACUUCAUGUUGUUCUAGGUCCCCCUAGUAGUGGAAAAACUGCAUUGAUCCAUGAGAGACAUAUGAAAUUCUUGACAAAAAUGCUUCAACAAGGGGAAACCAGUGCUGUGACGGACGAUUUACAGUUAAAAUUUAAACCAUUUGGUGAGGGUCCAUUUAAUGAGAAAGAGCCAACUUGUGAUUUCAAAAAAGGGAAAAGUUCUUCUCAAUUCAAUUCUGAACUGGCUUGUGGUGAAUACGAAACAGGAGAACCGCUUCCAUGUUAUUUGAGUAAGGAAGAUGCUGAAGAAUAUUUUGAAAUGAGUGUUCUUCAUAAAUAUGAAUGCAAAGAACUCAGAGGCAAAUUUGACCACAUUCGCAGAAUAACAGGUACACGAAUGCUCAUUAUUGAUAUUAUUGAUAUGUAUGUUGCAGAAUACAAAAUUUACGAAGGAAAGCUUAAAGAAUAUGGUAAAUUGAUACGUGGUCUUUAUCCUGAGAGCUUGAAAUCUCCAGUUAAGCCUCAUCUACCACUUUGGGAAAAAUCGCAUUUAAUCACGACUAUGGAAGCAAUAGUGAAGGCAGAGGAUCAAGGACUCAUUUAG
Molecule: messenger RNA, 756 nt
Organism: Entrophospora candida
Lineage: Eukaryota; Fungi; Glomeromycota; Glomeromycetes; Entrophosporales; Entrophosporaceae
Source: the annotation of a GenBank genome assembly